AUGGCUAGUCCACCUUGUGCUAAGCUUAUUGGUGUACACACGUUCUUAGUUAACACUGCAGCUCAACAUCAUGAUCAACGAUCCACUAUACAGCAUACUCACUCAUGUAUCCCGUCGCACAAUCUUGUCACCGCUUGCGAAGAUUCUCCAGAUACCGGUACUCCUCCCAAAAUCUCCAUCAAAUCUGCGUUCUGA
Messenger RNA from Botrytis porri, 195 nucleotides. RefSeq lists its product as uncharacterized. NCBI's taxonomy places the organism in Eukaryota, Fungi, Ascomycota, Leotiomycetes, Helotiales, Sclerotiniaceae. Bases 1 to 195 code for a protein of 64 amino acids. The transcript has a single exon. The record is from RefSeq and is a predicted model, not a curated record.